AUGUGUUACAUAAAAUGUCAUUACAGGGGGUUGCAAGAAUUUGACUUUUUUCUAGCAACAGUGCCCGCUAACAUUGAUAUGAUAGAAGAUUCUACUGUGUCAAUUUCAUCGACAUCAUUGGACCAUUUUCCUCUUUUAGAUAUGAGUCUAAUGAACAAUACGAAGGUUGAUCUGGUAUCACAUUUGAACGCAGACUCGUUUAGUGCACUGGAUAUGGAUAAAAGUGCUGGUGUCUCCACAACAUCAAAUAAAUUCAUGCCUCCAAUGUAUAAUUUAUUAAACAAUAAAUUUAAAAGAUCUUCAAAUAUUGAAUCUGAGGAAACAAUGGCAAAAUCUUCAGCUCAAUUUAUACCUGACGAAAUAUUAAAUUUGAAAAUGCUAGAAAUAAGAAAUCGAGGCAUUCUGCCAAAUGCUCAAAGCAUACCACAAGAUACACAAUACAGCAAUAAAGAAGUGGAAAACAAUUUUGAGACCGAUUUAAUAAAGAAGUUGAGUCCAGCAAUUUACAAUCCUUCAGAAACUAAUGAGCAGAAUGUUGCGGAAAAUAAUUUCUUAAAGGAAAUGGUACAUGUCCAGGAAUUUACAGAAGAAUCAAAGCACAAUGAUGUGCACGAUCUGCAGCGCAGACAAACACUAGAUCAUUUAAAAAUGGAGCAGAAGCUAAAACAGAGUUUAAACAAUAUAUUAGAAGUCAUUGCAUAA
This is a messenger RNA of Ctenocephalides felis (cat flea), 702 nucleotides long. RefSeq lists its product as uncharacterized. Lineage: Eukaryota; Metazoa; Arthropoda; Insecta; Siphonaptera; Pulicidae. The transcript is spliced from 3 exons. The coding region runs from base 1 to 702 and encodes 233 amino acids. The record is from RefSeq and is a predicted model, not a curated record.